AUGUCGAAAUCACCCAACAAAUCCGAUCCUGAUACAUUUGAUGUACCACCACCGCCAUACACACCACAAGAUCCAUUGCCAUCGGCACCAUCAUCCGCUGAUAUCAGUAAAUCAUCACCACCUCAAACGGCACCAAACAACUAUCUUAAUACAUCCGAUGCAUCAGUAGCAGGGUCGAGUCGACAACAGCAACAACAGCAACAAUACAUUCCAGUACCCCAAUCUCCACAACAACAAUAUGCCACCUUUCCAAGGAGACCACAACAACAAGAAUCAAGUGUAUCACGCUUAUUCUCACAACUCUUUUUGGGAUGCGACAACAAUGGAUGCAGCAAUUUGCCAUCAACGUGUAACGGUGGUGGUGGUGGUACACGUUGGGCAGAUUUCCCAAGGCACAUUCCAAUUUCACAAGAUGUGCAUGUCAGUAUUCAGGGCCACAUAUCCACCGGAUACGUUGAGAUUGUACCAGUAGAGAAAGGAGGUGCUAUCGACACCGACAUAGAAAUUACACCCUUUAAGGAUUUGAAAGAUUUUCGAUACUCGGUGGAUGAUCGAACAGGAGCGCUCAAUAUCAACUUUCCCUCGUUGUCAUGGCGUUGUAUUGAUGUCAAGAUGAGAAUUUAUGUACCAUCGGAUGCUCGUUCAGUAUGGGUUUCUGUGAGCAAUAUCCCUAUUCGUGUGGAUCGCUCGUUGAAUGUGGAUCGUUUGGAGCUCAAGACGACCAAUGCCAAGAUUCAUUUAAAGCAAGGAUGGAUCGGCAACGAAAUGAUCCUGAGAACAAAAAACGCGGCUAUCAAGGUAGAUGGUGGUUUGCAAGCCAAGGAUUUAAUCAGCGUCCGUACGACCAAUGGUUCCAUCGAUAUCGAUGGCGACAUGCAAAGUGGAUCUACCGUGGAUAUUGAAACAAGCAAUGGAAGCAUCUCUGCUGGCAAUGUACGCGCCACCCACGUUACAGCCGACACCAGCAACAGCAGCAUUAAAAUGAAUAGCGUGCAUGCUCACAACAUUACCGCCAAAACAUCCAAUGGAAGCAUCAAUCUAGAUCAUGUGUAUUCCGACGGCUUGGUGGUUGCAUAUACAAGCAAUUCUCGUAUCAAUAUGGACGUUGCAGGUGAUGCCUCUCGUCUUCAAGUACGCUGUGUCACAUCCAAUUCCAAGAUUAAUCUCAACAUGAGCAAAGAUUUCGUUGGUGUAUUUGAUGUCAAGACCUCAUCGAGUAAGGCCAUUGUAGAAGACAACAUGUACCCUUCUAGUCUACACUUUGAAAUCGACAAGGAGAAUCAUAAGAUGGGAUACCGACACAAGAAGGAGGCCGCUGGAUCCAUAUCAGCCAAGACAAGUAAUUCCAAAGUCGAGCUUAGCUUCAACCUCCCUAGUAUGAUGAUGCAUCCCGGAGACAAAAAGUGGUGA
Messenger RNA from Lichtheimia ornata, 1410 nucleotides. RefSeq lists its product as uncharacterized. Lineage: Eukaryota; Fungi; Mucoromycota; Mucoromycetes; Mucorales; Lichtheimiaceae. The coding region runs from base 1 to 1410 and encodes 469 amino acids. The transcript is spliced from 5 exons. The record is from RefSeq and is a predicted model, not a curated record.